CAUGCAACCUAACACAAGCAGACAUUUACAUACACACGCGCGCGCACACGCACACGUACACGCACCUUUUCAAGAAGGAAACGAAACCCUUGAAAAAAAGUACAACGACGCAAUGGCUCCCCCUACCGCCAUCUCCCCCGUCAGUGACUAUGCCGUGCCCUACACCGCCGGCAAGACCACCAAGCCGGCGCCGGAGCGCGUCGUCGCCACAAAGGUCGACGAUCUCCUCGGCAAGUGGGAGACCUUCACCUUCGCCCCGAUCCGCGAGAGCCAGGUGUCGCGCGCCAUGACACGCCGCUACUUCGCCGACCUCGACACGUACGCCGAGUCGGACGUCGUCAUCGUCGGUGCCGGCUCGUGCGGCCUCAGCACGGCGUACGUGCUCGCCAAGACGCGCCCCGACCUCAAGAUCGCCAUCGUCGAGGCCGGUGUCGCCCCGGGAGGCGGCGCUUGGCUCGGCGGUCAGCUCUUCUCGGCCAUGGUCAUGCGCAAGCCGGCCGACGUGUUCCUCGACGAGGUCGGCGUCCCCUACGAGGACGAGGGCGACUUCGUCGUUGUCAAGCACGCGGCGCUCUUCACGUCGACCGUCAUGAGCCGGGUGCUGCAGUUCCCCAACGUCAAGCUCUUCAACGCGACAACGGUCGAGGACCUCAUCACGCGCAAGAACGCGGACGGCACGCUGCGGGUGGCGGGCGUCGUGACCAACUGGACGCUCGUGUCGAUGCACCACGACGACCAGUCGUGCAUGGACCCCAACACCAUCAACGCGCCGCUCGUCAUCUCGACGACGGGCCACGACGGCCCGUUCGGCGCCUUCUGCGUCAAACGCCUCGUGAGCAUGAAGCAGAUCGAGCAGCUGGGCGGCAUGCGCGGCCUGGACAUGCAGGCCGCCGAGGACGCCAUCGUCAAGGGCACGAGGGAGAUUGUCCCGGGUCUGAUCGUCGGCGGCAUGGAGCUGUCCGAGGUCGACGGCGCCAACCGCAUGGGUCCCACCUUUGGUGCCAUGGCCCUUUCCGGAGUCAAGGCUGCCGAGGAGGCGUUGGCGAUCAUCGACGCCCGCAAGAAGGAGAACGAGCUCUAGACGCCGGCCCGAGUGGUUUCGUCUUGAAUGUUAUGUCGCUUAAGGGUCUGUCCCGUAACGUUAUGGAUAUAUACGUGUGUUUGAAGGGCACGUCGCUCAUUAAAGGUAGGUUUUUGUUUUUUGUUUUUGUUCACGGUUU
Colletotrichum destructivum is the source of this 1220-nucleotide messenger RNA. RefSeq names its product Putative thiazole biosynthetic enzyme Thi4 family, FAD/NAD(P)-binding domain superfamily. Bases 2 to 1081 code for a protein of 359 amino acids. Lineage: Eukaryota; Fungi; Ascomycota; Sordariomycetes; Glomerellales; Glomerellaceae. Gene Ontology annotation, biological process: thiamine biosynthetic process. The record is from RefSeq and is a predicted model, not a curated record. The transcript is spliced from 2 exons.